This is a messenger RNA of Penicillium cataractarum, 4347 nucleotides long. Its product is annotated as DNA-directed RNA polymerase III core subunit RPO31. Gene Ontology annotation, molecular function: DNA binding; DNA-directed RNA polymerase activity. Gene Ontology annotation, biological process: DNA-templated transcription. The record is from RefSeq and is a predicted model, not a curated record. Bases 1 to 4347 code for a protein of 1448 amino acids. The transcript has 2 exons. NCBI's taxonomy places the organism in Eukaryota, Fungi, Ascomycota, Eurotiomycetes, Eurotiales, Aspergillaceae.
AUGCAGCCCCCAGAGAGCUCCCAGAUCGACCUGGGCAAGGCCCAGGUCAUUGACCGUGUUCCCAAAGUGAUCAAAGAACUGAAAUUUGGCGUUUUGACCAACGAUGAUAUUGUCAGUCAAGCUGUGGUGGAAGUUUCGGACCGCAAGUUCUUCGACCUCGAUCAUGACCGAGCGGUUGUCUCCAAUGGCCCUCUUGAUGCGCGCAUGGGUAUUUCCAACAAGACGGCACAGUGCAAGACCUGUGGACACAUGUUGAAAGAAUGUAACGGUCAUUUCGGUCACGUCAGGCUGGUCUUACCUGCUUUCCAUGUCGGUUACUUCAAGCGCGUGAUUGGAAUCCUUCAGGAAAUCUGUAAGGAAUGUUCGCGCAUCCUGCUCCCCGAGGCGGAGCGCCGUGCUUUCCUGCGUGAGAUGCGCCGCCCUGGAUUGGAUAACCUUCGGCGAAUGCAAAUUGCGAAGCGCAUCAAUGAACGUUGCCGGAAGACUCGACAAUGCGAACACUGUCAGGCGAUCAACGGUGUCGUGAAAAAGGCCGGUUCUAGUGCUUUGAAGAUCACCCACGACAAGUUCCGCGCAUUCAACUCUUCAACCUCCGUCAAGAAGCAGCCUCCGAUCAGUAAGACGGUGUUUGACGGAUCCUUCGCCGAAGCAAGAAACUCCAACUCGGAGAUCGAAAAACAUUUCAAGAAGGCCCAGGAUGAUAUGAAUGCUUUACGAGUGUUGAAGCUCUUUAAGAAAAUCUCCAACACGGAUUGUGAGCUCUUGGGUUUGGAUCCGAAGGAAGCCCGACCAGAGAUGUUCCUGUGGCAAUUCAUCCCGGCUCCUCCGGUCUGUAUUCGCCCGUCUGUGGGCCAAGAAGGUGCAUCGACAGAAGAUGAUCUCACAGCCAAGCUUGGAGAUAUCGUUCAGUCGAAUAUCAAUCUCAAGAACGCCCUGCUGAAAGGUGCUCCAGUGCAGACAAUCAUGGAAUGCUGGGAUUACAUGCAAUUGCAAAUUGCAGUCUACAUCAACAGCGAUGUCCCGGGCCUGAACAAGGCUGAUCUCGGCAAGCCUAUCCGUGGUUUUGUACAGCGACUGAAGGGAAAGCAGGGUCGUUUCCGUGGUAAUUUGUCCGGAAAGCGUGUCGAUUUCUCCGGUCGUACAGUCAUUUCCCCCGACCCCAACUUGCGAGUUGACGAAGUCGCCGUCCCGGAACUUGUGGCCAAGAACAUGACAUAUCCCGAGGUUGUGACCCGUUACAACAAAGAGAAGCUCCAAGCGCGUGUGUUGAACGGAUCCAAGAAAUGGCCCGGCGCCAACUACCUCAUGAAGAAGGACUCGACAUUCAAGAUGAUGCUGAAGUACGGUAACCUCAAGCACGUUGCCAACGAACUUCAGGAGGGAGAUACAGUCGAGCGUCAUAUUGAGGACGGUGAUAUCGUUCUAUUCAAUCGACAGCCCUCGCUGCACAAGCUCAGUAUUCUUUCUCACUUUGCCAGAGUCCGACCCCAUCGAACUUUCCGACUGAACGAGUGUGUUUGUAACCCUUACAACGCCGAUUUUGACGGAGACGAGAUGAAUUUGCACGUUCCUCAGACGGAAGAGGCCAGGGCUGAAGCUAUGGAAUUGAUGGGUGUGAAGAACAACUUGGCAACCCCCAAGAACGGAGAGCCUAUCAUUUCCGCCAUUCAGGAUUUCAUCAGUGCAGCAUAUCUGCUGAGCAGCAAAGACAACUUCUUCGACCGUCGCUCAUUCACCCAGAUCUGUCUCUACAUGUUGGGUCAUGAAACGAAAUUCGAUCUCCCACCCCCAUCCGUUCUCAAGCCCCAGAUGCUUUGGACCGGUAAACAGGUCUUCAACAUUUUGAUGCACCCUAACAAGGAGGACCCCGUGCUUGUCAACCUUGACGCUGCUUGCCGUGAAUUCAAGCAGCCCAAGGACGGCCGGCCGAAGGACCUGGAUCCCAAUGAUGGCUGGCUAGUGAUUCGUAACUCCGAAGUCAUGUGUGGUGUCAUGGACAAAUCCACCAUUGGUUCCGGAAAGAAGGACAAUGUGUUCUACAUUAUGCUUCGUGAUUAUGGCCCACCAGCUGCCGCUGAAGGUAUGAACCGUCUGUCGAAGCUGUCAGCCCGCUGGUUCACCAACAUUGGCUUUUCUAUCGGUAUCGGAGAUGUUUAUCCCAGUGCCAGACUGGUUCAGUCGAAGAAUGAUCUGGUGGAAGCGGCUUACGCUGCUUGUGACGAAGUCAUUGCCAAAUACAAGGCCGGCACACUGGAGAAGUACCCCGGCUGCGACGAACUGCAGACAAUGGAGAACCAGCUGUCUGGUAUUCUCAGUAAGGUCCGUCAGCAAGCUGGUGACGAGUGUAUUGCCCAGCUCAGCAAGUACAACUCGCCCCUGAUCAUGGCUACAUCCGGUUCCAAGGGUUCCAGUAUCAACGUGUCCCAGAUGGUUGCCCUUGUGGGUCAGCAAAUUAUCGGUGGUUCGCGUGUUCAGGAUGGUUUCCAGGACCGAACCUUGCCUCAUUUCCCGAAGAACGCGCGUCAGCCUCCUUCCAAGGGUUUCGUUCGAAACAGUUUCUUCUCUGGUCUUCUGCCUACCGAGUUCAUUUUCCACGCCAUGUCCGGUCGUGAAGGUCUGGUCGAUACUGCUGUCAAGACUGCCGAAACUGGUUACAUGUCUCGUCGGUUGAUGAAGUCACUCGAGGAUCUCUCAACCAGAUACGAUGAUACCGUGCGAAAUUCGUCCGCCGCUAUUGUGCAGUUCCAGUAUGGUGACGAUAAACUGGAUCCCGUGGAUAUGGAGGGUAAGGCUAAGCCGGUGCACUUCGACCGAACUUUCAUCCACUCCGAGUCAACCACCUACGACAAUGACGAGCGAAGCUUAUUGCCGCAAGAAAUUAUGGAGGUCUGCGCGGAGAUGCUUGAGAAGGAGCGUGCCAAGCUCACUCGUGUGGAUCUCAUGGGCAAUGAAUUGGGCUACAUGGAUCGCAGCGACCAUGGUAUCGAUCAGUUUGAGAGUGCUCGUGACUUCCUCGAUUCUAUCGAACAAUACGUUCAGGCCAAGGCUGAGAAGCUGAUCUCCCGUGGUGGUGACAUUGACCCCUCCGAUUCUAGAAGCCGACAGGGCCUGGACCAUACCGGCAAGUUGACCGAGACCACCCUCAGGGCUUUCAUCGCUGCUUGUCUGUUGAAGUACAAGAAAGCUCAAGUCGAGCCCGGCCAUGCCGUCGGUGCCGUCGGUGCCCAGUCCAUUGGUGAACCCGGUACUCAGAUGACCCUGAAAACUUUCCAUUUCGCUGGUGUCGCCGGUAUGAGUAUCACACAGGGUGUACCCCGUAUCAAGGAAAUUAUCAACGCCUCCAAGGAAAUCAGUACUCCGGUCAUUGCAUGCGAGCUGGUUACCAAGGAUCAAAUUGCUUCUGCCCGUAUUGUCAAGGGUCGCAUUGAGAAGACUUAUCUCCGCGAUGUGAUUCACUCGAUCAAUGAGAUUUGGACGGGCAAUGAAGCCUACAUUACUGCCAAGAUCAACCAGAAGACGAUUGAUGAUCUGCAGCUCGAGAUCACGGUGCCUCAAAUUCUUGCCGCCAUUAAGAAUCACAAGCGAUUCAAGGGCGACGACCUCAAGUUCCGAACGACUCGCAACUCUAUCUCCCUCAUCAUUGACCUUGAUCCGGCCAGCAAGCAAGGCCUGUCAAAGACCGAGAUCGCUGCUACCAGUGCCGAUCCUUUCUUACGUCUGAAGCAUCUGAAGCGCAUGAUGCCCAACAUUCAGAUCAUGGGUCACCCACAGGCUGCCCGUGCCAUUAUUCGAACUGAUGAGAAGGGAACCACCAACACUCUGCUAGUGGAAGGCUACGGUCUGAGGGAGUGUAUGACUACUGCUGGUGUGGACGGUUUGCACACUAGGACCAACAACGUCAUGGAGGCUCGUGAGGUGCUCGGUAUCGAGGCCGCCCGAAGCACCAUCAUUACUGAAAUCAGUGAAGUCAUGAAGGACAUGGACAUUGAUCCUCGUCACAUGCAGCUCCUGGCCGACGUGAUGACCUACAAGGGUGAAGUCCUGGGUAUCACUCGUUUCGGUCUGGCCAAGAUGCGUGACUCCGUUCUCCAGCUGGCAUCGUUCGAGAAGACCGCCGAUCACCUCUUCGACGCCGGUGGUGCUGGUCGCACUGACCUUAUCGAGGGUGUUUCGGAAUGUAUUAUCAUGGGCAAGACGAUGGGUCUGGGUACCGGUGCCAUGGAGGUUGUACGCAAGCUCAACUUCUACGAGGGACAGAUUGGCGCGCGGAAGACUGGGUUCGAGGAUGCUUGGACCGAAUUGUGUGAAGCACCUCAGCCCGCUAGAGGGAAGAAGAGAGUCCGGUAG